AUGCUCUGGCUAAGGUCCGUUCCUAGGAAGGCCCCUUCAGGCGCCCUCGCUCGCAUUGGUCCAUAUAUUGGCGUGUGUAUCGAUAUACUUUGUGGUACCGGAACCCUUGUGUUGGGCUUGUAUUCGACCUGCGCGCUUGCGCUGAACCCCCGUUACAAAAGUCGCCAUGCGCACGAAGCGUCCGACAUUUCGGCUGGUGCGGAUGUCCAGACCCAUCCGCAUGUAAAACUUGGCCAGCAUGAAGCGCCCAAGACAGACUGUGCUCCCUAUUGGAUGGAAGACAUCAAACACCAGGGCAUUGCUAGCUUCAACCCCAAUCCGAAAAACUACACCGUCUUCAGGAAUGUCAAGUCCUACGGCGCAGUUGGCGAUGGAGUCACGGAUGAUACUGCGGCUAUCCAGAAAGCCAUGACUGACGGCAACCGCUGUGCACCAGGUUUUUGCUCGAGCUCUACUAACACACCUGCUGUUGUGUACUUUCCAGGCGGAACGUACUUGAUUUCGAGUAGCAUAAUCGACUACUACAAUACUCAAAUCAUUGGAAACCCUAAUUGUAUGCCUACCAUUCUUGCCGCUUCCAACUUUUCGACCACAGGUGGAAUAGGCUUGAUCGAUGGCUCUCCUUAUCUGAAUGUUGGAAUCCGUCCCGGACAAACCGGAUUUGGAGUAACAAACACCUUCUACCGGCAGAUCCGCAAUCUCAUUCUCGACACUACACAGCUGCCCAUCACGUUCCAGGCUUUCGGACUCCACUGGCCAACUGCACAGGCGACGAGUAUUCAAAAUGUUGUGUUUAACAUGAAUGCUGAAAAGGGGACCGCGCAUCAGGGUAUGCUCCUCGAAGGCGGAUCAGGAGGAUUCAUGACUGAUCUGGUGUUCAACGGCGGAAACAUUGGCUUCAAUAUUGGUAACCAACAGUUCACCACUCGCAACAUUACAUUUAAUAAUAUGAAUACUGCAAUCCAGAUGAUCUGGGACUGGGGCUGGACGUUCAAGUCCGUGUUCGUCAACAAUUGCCGUGUGGCGAUAAACGCUACGGCGGGCGGCCCUUCGGCAGUCAAUAUAGGAUCCAUUACCUUGUUCGACAGCGAAAUCAAGAACACGCAGAUCGGCAUUGUUACCGCUAGGACUGGUAACUCGCAACCUCCUGCUGCUGGAGCUUUGUAUUUGGAGAAUGUCAAACUGGACAACGUCGAGACUGCUGUAGUUGGUCCCAACGGAACGUACCUCGCAGGAUCCUCGGGUUCUACAAUCAUUGAUGCCUGGGCUGAUGGACAUCGCUACCUUCCCAAUGGCCCCAUCAAAGCCCGUGGUCACCUUCCCCCCACGCAGCGACCAGCUAAUUUGGUCGAUGCCCAAGGAGGCUUCUACCAGCGCUCCAAGCCUCAAUAUGGAGACGUCCCGUUGUCCCAGUUUCUCAGUGCUCGCGAUCUGGGUGCUACUGGAGACGGACACACAGACGACACCGCCGCCCUCAACGCUGCUCUUCUCAAGGCCAAAGCAGAGGGAAAGAUUCUGUAUCUUGAUGCGGGUUUUUACAAAGUCACGUCGACGGUUUACGUUCCCCCAGGCUCUAUCAUUGUCGGCGAAGCUCUCGGGUCCGUCAUUCUCUCGUCUGGCCCUUACUUCAACUCCAUAACCGAGCCCCAGCCCGUUGUGAAGAUUGCCCUUCCAGGCGAAAUGGGCCGAGUCGAAAUGUCCGACGUCAUCCUCAGCACGCAGGGCGAGCAAGCCGGUGCCAUAUUGCUCGAAUACAAUCUCGGCACAUACGAUGAAGAGCCAUCUGGAUUCUGGGAUGUGCAUGUCCGUAUCGGAGGAUUCUAUGGCUCCGACUUGCAGACGCCACAGUGCGAAAAGACAGCCAAUGUCACCAUCACCGAGAGUAACCUGGAUAGGGACUGCAUCGCUGCAUACAUGUCAUGGCACGUGACAAAGUACGGUGCAGGCGUCUACAUGGAGAAUACCUGGAUUUGGACAGCUGACCAUGACCUCGACGAGGCCGACAACGGAAACACUCAGCUGACCAUUUACUCUGGCCGAGGAUUGCUUGUGGAGAGCAUCAACGGGCGCAUGUGGCUCUACGGCACAUCAGUAGAACACCACACCCUCUACCAGUACCAAUUCGUCGACACGCGCAACGUCUACAUGGGCCAAAUUCAAACCGAAACCGCAUACUACCAGCCCAACCCCAACGCCACCAUCCCGUUCCCGACGAACCCCGUUCUCAACGACCCAGUCUUCACCUCUUCACCUGACUCCAGCCUCUCACUCACCCUCGUCUCUCUGCUCCCCGUCUCGGGCAACUCCGCCGCCGCCAAACCAACCUUCUCCAACGCCACCACCACCCCAAGCAUAGCAUCGGGCUGGGGUCUCCGCAUCGUGCGCAGCAACGCCAUCCUCGGCUACGGCGUGGGUCUCUACUCCUUCUUCAACAACUACAACACGACGUGCAACGCGCGCGACGCAACCACAAAAUGCCAGCUCAACAUCCUGAGCAUCGAGGGCGGCCGCAACGCCUACGACAUCAAUCUCUACAACAUUAAUACCGUCGGCAGCGAGGAAAUGAUUACGAGGGAUGGCGUGGGAAUCGCAAACCAUUCCGAUAACAACAGCUCCUUUGUAGACACCAUUAAUGUGUUUAGAAUCGGCAUGUUUGGCUUGUGA
Molecule: messenger RNA, 2664 nt
Organism: Exserohilum turcica Et28A
Lineage: Eukaryota; Fungi; Ascomycota; Dothideomycetes; Pleosporales; Pleosporaceae
Product: glycoside hydrolase family 55 protein
Exons: 4
Coding region: 1-2664 (887 amino acids)
Molecular function (GO): polygalacturonase activity
Source: RefSeq, a predicted model, not a curated record